GCGCAGGCGCAGUACUAUGAAAACAGUGUAGUCUUCUGUUCUCGGACCCUCGGCCGGUCUGUGUGUCUGUUGUUUUAGUUCCUGUUUUUAAAGAUCAUGGGAGAGGCCGAGCUGACCCUCAACCAGACCGAAGAGAAGCCCCCAGACUCUGGCUUCGUCCCCGGAGAAGACUCGGUGGUCUGGAGCCACGAGGUGGAGGUGUGUCUGUUCCACGCAAUGAUCGGACACAAACCCGUGGGUAAGAAACAUGAGGGUCAGUGUGUGUUAGUGUGUUUGUGUGGACACAAACCCAUGGGAAAGAAACACGAGGACGUAUGUGUAAGUGUGUCAGUGUGUUAGUGUGGACACAACCCGUGAGUAAGUAACAUGAGGGUCAGUGUGUGUUGGUGUGGAUACAAAGCUGUGGGUAAUAAACACAAGGGUCAGUAUGUGUAAGUGUGUGUUAGUGUACCCCUUACCCGCGGGUAAGAACACACGAGGGUCAGUGUGUGUUAGUGUGGACACAAACCUGUGGGUAAUAAACACGGGGGUCAGGAUGUGUUUGUGUGGACACAAACCCGUGGGUAAGAAAACACGAGGGUCAGUGUGUGUUAGUGUGAUAGCAUAAACACAAACUCGUGGGUAAGAAAACUCGAGGGUCAUUGUGUGUUAGUGUGUUAGCGUUGUUGUGUGUUAUUAACUUCGUGUCGUUGUGUGUUGUGUGUCGUCAGGUGUGAACCGUCACUUCCACAUGAUCUGCAUCAGAGAUAAAUUCAGUCAGAAUAUCGGCCGACAGGUUUCCUCCUCCGUCAUCUGGGAUCACCUGGGAACCAUGUAUGACAUGCAGGCUCUGGUGAGAACACACACACACACACACUCACUCACACACGUACAGAUGUGCACACACACGGACGAGCACACACACACACACACACACACACACACACACACACACACACACACACACACACACACACACACACACACACACACUCACUAACUAACAGCAGCCUCUCUCUCUCUGUUUUUGUUUCAGCAUGAAUCCGAGAUUUUACCGUUUCCAAACUCAGAGAAGAGUUUCUCUUUACCUGAUGACAUCAUCCAGGAAGUUAAGGAAGGUGAAGAGGACACACAUACAUAAACCUCUGUUUUUAUGAAGACAACAUCUGUGUGUGUGUGUGUGUGUGUGAGGAAUGUAGAUUUAUUUAAGUAAGGAUCAUCUACGUCCGUGAGUGAGAAGUCUGGAUUUAUCUACAUUACAAACAUCUACGUCCGUGUGUGAGGAAUCAAGAUUUAUCUAUAUUACAAACAUCUCUGUCUGUGUGUGAGGAAUCUAGAUUUAUCUACAUUUCAAACAUUUAUGUCUGCGUGUGAGAAAUCUAGAUUCAUGUAUGUUAGGAUCAUUUACGUCUGUGUGCGAGGAAUCUAGACUUAUCUUUGUGAGGAUCAUCUAUGUCCGUAUGUGAGGAAUCUAGAUUUGUAUACAUUACAGACAUCUACAUCUGUGUGUGAGAAAUCUAGAUUUAUCUACAUUACAGACCUCUUCAUCUGUGUGUGAGGAAUCUAUAUUAAUUGACAUUACAUACAUUUACAUCUGUGUGUGAGGAAUCAUGAUUUAUCUUUAUUGCAAACAUCUCUGUCUUUGUGUUAGGAAUCUAGAUUUAUCUACAUUUCAAACAUUUAUGUCUGCCUGUGAGGAAUCUAGAUUCAUGUAUGUUAGGAUCAUCUAUGUCCGUAUGUGAGGAAUCUAGAUUUGUAUACAUUACAAACAUCUACAUCUGUGUUUGAGGAAUCUAGAUUUAUCUUCAUUACAAACAUAUCUGUCAAUAUGUGAGUAAUCUGGAUUUAUCCAUUUUACACACAUCUACAGCUGCGCGUGAGGAAUCUAGAUUUAUCUACAUUACAGACCUCUACAUCCAUGCGUGAGGGAUCUAGUUAUAUCAAUAUUACGCACAUGUAUGUCCUCUGUGAGGAAUCAAGAUAUAUCUACAUAACAUUCAUCUCCAACACAUGUGAGGAAUCUAGAUUUAUCUACAUAACACAUAUCUAUGUCCAUGUGUGAGGAAUCUGUUAUAAUUGACAUUACACACAUCCACGUCUGUGUGUGAGGAAUCUAGAUUUAUCUUUGUUAGGAUUAUCUAUGUCCCUGUGUGAGGAAUCUAGAUUUGUAUACAUUACAAACAUCUGCGUCUGUGUGUGAGAAAUCUAGUUUUAUCUUAGCUAGAAUAAUCUAUGUCCGUGUGUAUGGAAUCCAUAUUUAUAUACAUUACAAUUAUCUACGUCUAUAUGUGAGGAAUAUAGAUUUAUCUAUAUUAGACACAUCUACGUCCAUGUGUGAGGAAUCUAGAUAUAUAUAUUACAAAUAUCUACGACUGUGAGUGUAAGGAAUCUCCAUUAAAAAGAUCUAUGUCUGCGUCUGGUGAAUCUAGAUUUAUCUACAUUUCAAACAUUUAUGUCUGCGUGUGAGAAAUCUAGAUUCAUGUAUGUUAGGACUCAUCUAUGUCUGUGUGUGAGGAAUCUAGAUUUAUUGACCUUACACACAUCUAUGUCUGUGUAUAAGGAAUCUAGAUUUAUCUAUAUUAGAAACAUCCACAGGCCAAAAGUUUGGACACACCUUCUCAUUCAAUGUCUUUUCUUUAUUUUUUUAUAUGACUGUUUACAUUGUAGAUUAUCACUGAAGACAUCAAAACUAUGAAUGAACACAUGUAGAAUUUUGUACUUAUAAAAAAAGUGUGAAAUAACCGAAAACAUGUUUUAUAUUCUAGUUUCUUUAAAAUAGCCACCCUUUGCUCUCGAUGACAGAAGUACCUUGUCAGGGUUACUUCAGGCACUCCUGUGAAGUAAAAACCAUUUCAGGUGACUACCUCAUGAAGCUCACUGAGAGAACAGCAAAAGUUUGCAGCGCUAUCAAAAAAGCAAAGGGUGGCUACUUUGAGAAAUCUAAAAUAUAAAACAUGUUUUCAGUUAUUUCACACUUUUUUCUUAAGCACAUGAUUCCACAUGUGUUCAUUCAUAGUUUUGAGAAUCUACAAUUUAAAUAGUAAUGAAAACAAAGAAAAUGCAUUGAAUGAGAAGGUGUGUCCAAACUUUUGGCCUGUACUGUAUGUCAGCGUCUGAGGAAUCUAGAUUUUUCUACUUUACAAAAAACCAAUUCUGCACGUGAGGAAUCUAGAUAUAUCUUUGUUAGGAUCAUCUAUGUCCGUGUGUAUGGAAUCUAUAUUUAUAUGAAAUACAAACAUCUACGUCUGUGUGUGAGGAAUCUUAAUUUAUCUAUAUUAGACACAUCCACAUCAGUGCCAAGGAAUCUAGAUUUAUCUAUAUUAGACAUAUCCACAUUUGCAUGUGAGGAAUCAAGAUUUAUUGACAUUACAGACAUUAAAGUCCAUAGUUGAGCAAUCUAGCUUUACGUUACACACAUUUGGGCCAAGUGUGAGGAAUCUAUAUUAAUUGACAUUACUCACAUUUACAUCUGUGUGUGAGGAAUUUAGAUGUAUCUACAUUACAAACAUCUACAGACCUGUGUGAGGAAUCUAGAUUUAUCUACAUUACAAUUAUCUAUGCAGGCAUGAAAAUCUCUCACCUUUCAUGAUCUACAUGAAUCAUGUAGAUCCGGACGUCUCGCGUUUAAUGCUCUGCAGGGCUCUCAAGUCUCACGCAUUCAGCGUGUGACACACGCAUUCCCACCCGUUCACACGCCACACAUUGUAUUUCUCACGCAUUUAUAUGAACAUGGUGAUGUCCACAAAGUUGCACCUCUGUAACAAUGGAACAGGUAGAAAUCAACUGAGUUCCUCCGAGAGUUCAGAAGCUGCGUGCCAUGCGCAAGCCAAUCAAAUAAAGUAUAUCUACUGAACAGCCAAUGAAAAAGCAGCAUUGCUGUAUCCGGGUAGAUUUUGAUAUCUUGCGGUUUGACAACAGAAGAAGACAGGCACUCGCCGAAAUAGAGCAGGUUUUUAUAAGGACGAGAUAGACCCGACGAUUACAGUAAGUCAGUAACCUACACAUGCAGAGACCUCAACACCUCAUGGCAUAUAAACUCAUAUGAUAAACUAAAGCCCUAUGCUAUUGCUAUUAACAGCUGUAUUGAUGAAUUUAGCUUCUGUACAGCCAUUUCCAGCCAUUUUCCCCUCCACAAAAGCAGCAUUUCUCAUAUAUUCUUUUAAAGGUUCUGACAGUGUAACGCUCAUGUAUCAAAGGAUUAAGUAUCUCCAUGUUUGUGAAACCUAUACUAAAGUACAAUUCAUCUAAAUGCUCCUCAGUGCUGAUUUUAGCAACUCUCCUCCACAACUGGUAACUUUACGACUUUAAUCUUAUAUAUUAUUGAUUAUUUAUUCUCCUAAAUAAUAACUUUAUUCUCUAAGAUUUAAGAAAGUUUUUUUUUCUUAACGUGGCCCUCAUACUCCGUUGUAUUUAAGAGAUUAUUACACUAAUAAUUAUCUUCAAUCACUCUUUACCCCCCACCUUUUCAACCCCUGACCCAUUUUCAUGCCUGCCUAUGUCUGUGUGUGAGAAAUCUAGAUUUAUCUACAUUACAAACAUCUACGUGAGUGUGUGAGGAAUCUAGAUUUAUCUAAGAGUUUCACUUUUUGAUGAUGUUAAUUUAUUGAGAUGUGCCUGUUUCUGUCUGUGUGUGUUUGUGUUUGUUUGUGUGUGUGUGUGUGUGUGUGUGUGUGCGCGUGUGUGUGUGUGUGUGUGUGUGUGUGUGUGUGUAGCUAAGCUCUGCUCUGAGGACGACAGUAAAGACGAGUUCAGGAUGGAGAGAGAACCUCCAGCAACACAUGAAGAAGGUAUCUUCAGGUUUCUUUCUUCUCCUCGAACCUCCAGACUGAGUCCUCUUCGUCUUCUUUAUCUUCUUCUUCUUGUUCCUUUUCUUGAGGAAGUUAUUUCACUCGUCCUCGUCUCUCCUCUCAGUAGAUCUUCUUUCCUUCUUUAAGGUUUAGUUCCCUGAAUUUUCUGUUCCUCAGUUUCCCCUUCUGCAGGAUUUUUUAAAGGUUCAGUCUGGAAAUUCAGAAUCCACCAUGUUUUCAAACGAACAGGUGUGUUUUCUCUCUGAUCAGGCAGUAACUCCUCACUGAAGAUGUCAGAGCGAGCGAGCAGCAGCCGAGAGAAGGAGAGAGAUCGGGAGAAGGAGAGAGGAGCGAGUGAAGGCGUAGCAGGCGGAGGAGGAGGAGGAGGAGGAGGGAAGGAAGCAGAGAAGAGAAAGAGGAGCAGAGCCGCCGAGAAACUGAUGACCUCCUCAAACCCGGCGAGUCCAGGAGGAGCCAAGAGGAGACGCACCUGAGAGAGGGGAGGGGGUUGGGGGGAAAAGAGGAAGGGUAAGAGACAGAGAGGGUAAGAGUAGGGAAGGGAAAAAGAAGAAACAUUUUCAAACUUUUGAUCACAUGACUGUGAGGUCACUCCAGGUCACUGAGCAGCCUGAAUAGGGGGCGGAGCUUCAGCUGCUGCACUUGAUCAUGUGACCACGGGGGGGGCAGACUCACCUGAUCACGUCGCUGUAGUGACCGUCAGGACAGAUUAUCUUUUUUUUUUAACCUCAUUUUUUUGUUUUUCUGGACUGACCUCUUUGUCGACCCUGGACCUCCGUGAACUUUCAGAUCCACUUCGACCUCAGAAAGACCAGGUCCUGGUUUUCCAAGUCAAAGUGGAUUUGAUAAACCUGAUCCAGACAGAUGUUUAAGGCUAAAAUCAGAGCUCUGUGUGUGGCGACAGGCCACAUUACCGCUGCGUUUUUCCAGUUUCCUCGGAAGUCGGAGCUGAAAAUGACGUCAAACCCGAAUAAGAGAGACCAAUAAAUAGUACGUUAGAAAAGUUACUAAGUCGGAAAAAAGCAAAAUCGGAGGUGGAAACAAGAUGGCUACAUCUAUGAAAGUUAUUUUAGCGCUUACCUAAUAUUCAGACAAGGAAAGUGCUAAAAUAUUUUUCGUAGAUGGUUACUGAAACACUGGGAACUCGGGUGUGACGCCAUUUUCAUCUCCAACAUCUGACUUCCAAGGAAAACCACUGAGUGUCCGUAAAACCGCUUUCAUAUCUGCAGAUCUACGAACCCGAGCUGAAAACUGCAGAUAUACCUGAAACCUCAAAACUGUGAAGCAGACUGGAAAAAAAAACGGGUCAAAUUCAGGACAUGUGAAAACACGGACUCCGGCAGAAAUUUGAUCUGCUGACAACCACAGGGGUGCGCUGUCUCUGUGAAUUUAAUAAUGGUGCGUUCGAGUUACCUUGGAAGUUGAGCUGAAAAUGACGUCACACCCGAUUUCCCGGCGUUUCAGUUACCAAGUCAGAAUAAAAAGAAACAAGAUUGCUACGUCUACUAAAGUUAUUUUAGUGUUUGCCUCAUAUUCAGACAAGGAAAGCGCUAAAACAAAUUUCUUGGAUGUAGCCAUCUUGUUUUCGCCUCCGAUUUUGCUUUUUUCCGACUUGGUAACUGAAACACUGAGAACUCUGGUGUGACGUCAUUUUCGGCUCCGUCAACUGACUUCCGAAGUAACUUGAACGCAGCAUUAGGGACAUAGAAGUGCAGUUUUCUCAGUCCAGGGUGGUCCUGCUCUUCGUGGUUUUCUGCUUCUUUUUUGUCUGUUAAAUCUUAAAUUUUUUUGUCUGGAUCAGAGAGGCUCAGGGUUCAUGAAGACGUUUAAAUCUCUGAUCUCUCUGAGAGAAAAGCCGAAAAACCAGAUCAGUGUUUCGUUGUUAUUUGUGUCUGUAAGUGAAGAGUUCAUAUUUCAUAGAGUCCAGAGUCAGAACUGCAGCUCACUGAAGUUUUUAAGGUUUUAAUUCAACGGCAAUAAGUCUGAGCUUUUCCUUUUUUUCCAUCUCAGACAGAUCAAAAUAUCUUUGAUUUCCUGGAAACUUCUGAGUCACGAGCUGCAGCGUGUGUCAGGACUUCAUAAUUUCAAUAAAAAAACAAAAACUGUUUUCUUAAUUUUCAUGUUUUAUUUAUUUUUGUGUCAUUAAAGAUGAACUUUGAUCACGUCUCCUCGUUUUCUUUGACCAAAUUAUUUUGGAAUUUUACUCCGGACAGAAAUCUGCUGAUGAGUUUUUAUUGUUUAAAAAAAAUAUUUCAUGUCAAAUUUAAGUGAAAAUAGAAUAAGAGAGACAGAAAAAGGAGAAAAUCUACGAGUGUCUGAAAGUUUCUGUUUUUAUUAUCAGGAUGUUUCAACUGUAAAAAAGAUUUCUGUCAAACAGUCGUUUUAUCACUGGUUUUAAAUCACUCAUGAUAAAACCUGUUUCAUUUUUAUUUGAAGCACAAAAAGAAAAUGUCACUUUUUUUUCAGUGUUUCAUGCGAGAUUAGGUUUAUCAGGUUUAGGUUUAAGGACAAUAACGUCCUCUUUUGGUCUCUGACUCUGUUUAGUGUUAAGGUUUGUUGCUGUAGAGACUAACGUGAAUUUUUACUGGAGUUGUGACCGAUUAAAACACAGAUGUACUUCAGCUCAGAGUGUCGCGUGUUUCUUACUUAAUCACAAGACAAAGUAUUUACAAAAAGUGUAAAAAUGGUCAAAACACGAUUCACAAAAUGUACAAGGCAAAAUAAAAAAAGAGUUCUGCAGAAAAACAAAAAGACCAAAAAAACAGAAACACAGCAGCAGAACUAGAGUCAGUCUGACCUUCAGGCAGACUUUAUUCACAUUUAAACCAUUUUAACACUUUUAAAUUUUCUGACAUUUUACUAUUAGUUUUACCUUUUUUAAUCAGGAUUUUAUCAGGAUCAAUAGAGCAGGAAUUUUUAGGGAUUCAGAACAAACCAAAAGAGAUUAAUUUUUCUUGCAUCAUCUGACCACUUUGACCCUCCAUACCCCCCCAUCCGGCAUGAUGGCUCGAAUGGACACACCUUUGGCAGGUAAGUGGAGGGAUGAAUGAGUGAAUGUUUGAGUUAAAGGUGGGUUAGACAGGAAUUAAUUAAAGAAGCAUCUUUUUAUUUUGUGGUGUAUAAUUUAAAAAGUUUUUAAUAUCAGUCAAUAGUUAUUAGUUAUUGAUGGUGGUCAAGUUGUGAAAAAAAUCAGAGGCGAUGGUGGAUUUUAUUGUUUGGGACAUAUUUUUUUCCAAUGGUGGGAAACCAACUUUGAACCCAUUUUAUUGUUACUAAAGCACAAAGAUAAUUAUUAUAUUGUAUAAUCCCUCAGAUUAAACUGUCCAUGUCUCUUGGCCAUGACACUAAAAUAACAACAGCAUCACCAGCACUGCUCACUCAUAUCAUCUUUUUUUUUAAAAAGGGAAAAAAAUUGUCAUUUUCACACGCUGCCUCACCCUGAGUAUUUUACUGAAUAUGCACAAAGCCCCCUGUCGCAGGGUUCUCACUCAAACAAUCAAAAUAUUGUAGAAAAACAGGGGUAGUAAAAAAACACGGUGAUGGUGAAAGGAUUUAUUUACAGUGGGUCUUCCAAGGUGCAGUACAAAAAUAUUUACAAAAGUGCAAAAAACAUUUUCAAAUACUAUUUACAAAAUGUACAAGGCAAAAAGAAAAUAUACAGUAUUUCCACUAUAACUCAAGAGAAAAAAAAACAGAAACACAGCAGCAGCAAUAAAAAAAGUCAUUUUGUCAGUUAUCAUCCAUACAACAAACUCCAGACUCAAACAAAGACUCAGGCAGUCUUCUUUUAAACCCCUCUAGCCCCUCCCAGUGGGCGUUAUUAAUUAUAUAAGUUUAGAGGGGGAAAAAAACUCAUUUAUUCACCUUUAAACUAUUUUUACCAUUUUUAACCCUCAGAACUUUUCUGUAAGUUUUUACACAAAUCAGUGAAGCAUUAAUUUUUAGAGAUUCAUGGCAAACAACAAGGGAAUUCAUUUUUCUUGCACCAUGUGACCACUUUGACCCUCCAUGCAUACCUAUUUUACACCCGGAAAUGACGCGCUCUAUUUCCUCAUUUGAAAACAUGUUUCGGUAUGAUGGUGGGAAUGGGCACACCUUCGGCAGGCAAGUGAAGGGAUGAAUAUCUGUGUGAAUGAGUGUUUCAGUUAACUGAUAGAUCUCCAGGUGUGUAACCUUAGCUACACACUGGGGCGGCAGUAGCUCAGGAGGUAGAGCGGUCGUCCAAUAACUGGAAGGUUGGCGGUUCAAUUCCCCCAUAUCCCAAG
Messenger RNA from Xyrichtys novacula (pearly razorfish), 9049 nucleotides. NCBI's taxonomy places the organism in Eukaryota, Metazoa, Chordata, Actinopteri, Labriformes, Labridae. The record is from the annotation of a GenBank genome assembly.